Drosophila novamexicana is the source of this 4039-nucleotide messenger RNA. Its product is annotated as myb-like protein Q. Gene Ontology annotation, molecular function: RNA binding. The record is from RefSeq and is a predicted model, not a curated record. NCBI's taxonomy places the organism in Eukaryota, Metazoa, Arthropoda, Insecta, Diptera, Drosophilidae. Gene Ontology annotation, cellular component: nucleus. Bases 636 to 2945 code for a protein of 769 amino acids. The transcript is spliced from 9 exons.
CACGAGUUCUCAGUCAAAUAUUUCAAAUAAAGCAUUUUUGAGGCGUUUCUGUGUUAUUUUCAAUUAUCGCGAUUUGCGUCUGAAAUAAGUGCAAUUAGUGUCGCAAUAUUGAGAAAUUUUUGGUGUGCAAUGAAUUGAGCGAUUGCCCGUUGCACAAAUAAAAUUGCCGAUUGAUUGAUGAAAAGUGUUAAACAUUUUUGAAAAUUUUGUGAUUGGGGUUUUCUACUGAUUCCAACAGCUGGCAUUUCAUACAAAAAGAUUUAACAACAAAGCGACAAGCUGUGGGUACACGUUGAAAAGUGAAAAAUCAGCCGCACACAAAGGAUACACAGGACACAGAGGACACACAGGGCAGCUGCAAAUCCGCAAUCCGCUUCGGCAAACCAAGGCCAAAUGCAAUAAGCUGCAGCCACGCACACAAAGCCAUAAACAAAGCGCAGUCCUGCCCUCCAGACUCCCAGCCAACCCCAGAAAAAGCAACAGCAGCAGGAGUGGGAAGAGCAGCCGCCAGGAUUGCUUUCUUGUAUUUUGGACACACGUGCGCCGCGGCUGCGCCGUUGCCGUGCCCGUUGCCCGUGUCCUUGCCAGCGCCAGCACCAGCGUCAAUCGCAUCGCCUUCGGCAACGGCGGCCACAAUGAAGCUGUCAAAACUGUCCAACCAGACGAACUCACAGGAUCCGCAGGCGGUCAACUCGCGCAUCUUUGUUGGCAAUCUGAAUACAUUUCAAUGCUCCAAAACGGAUGUGGAGCGCAUGUUUCAGAUCUACGGCCGACUGGCAGGCAUCUCCAUGCACAAGGGCUAUGCCUUUGUGCAGUUCACCAAUCCCUUCGAUGCCCGCAACGCCUGUCACGGCGAGGAUGGCAAGACGGUGCUUAGCCAGACCUUGGAUGUCAACAUGGUGGCCGAGCCGAAGGCGCAUCAAAUUGGCCGAAAACGCCAGAAUGUCAGCAAAACGGGCAACGAUUGGGACUACUUCUAUGACAGCUACUGCUCCUCGGCGCUGCUGCGCGGCGGCGGCGGCGGCGGUGCCAACGGCGUGCGGGCCAAGAAACGCAAGCGUCUGAUGACCAGCAACAACAGCCUUGUUGCUGCGGUGCAACAGCAGCAACAGCAACAGCAGCAGCAGCAGCAUGGCCAGCAUCAUCACAGCGCCGCUGCAGUGGCCGCUGCGGCAGCUGCUGCGGUGCAUCAUCAGCAGCAGGCGCAGGCGGUGCAGCAGCAGCAACAGCAGCAUCAGCAGCAGCAGCACCAUCAUCAUCAUCAGCAGCAGGUGGCAGCUGUUGCCAUGGCGGCCAUGGCCAAUUUGUUGCCACAACAGCAGCUGUUGCUGCAUCAGCAGAAUCUGCUGUCGAAUGCGGCAGCCGUGGCCAGCACGGCGGCAACAACAGCGGCGCCCGGCGCUCUACACUGGUCGCAAUAUAAACAGGAGCAGCAGCAACAGCAACAACAGCAGCAGCAGCAGCACCAACAACAACAUCAGCAGCAGCAAUUUGUGGCCGCUGCCACAGGUUUCCAGUUGAAGAGCGUCAUCGCCGGGCAGUCAACGACUUCGCCACAGAAUGCAAAGUCAGCAAUAAUUGCUAAUCAAACAGCGCUCGUGGAAACGUACGGUGCCUUUUCCCAGCAGCCGUCGCAUCACCAACAGCAUCAACAACAACAGCAACAACAGCAGCAACAGCAACAACAACAGCAAUUGGGCUGCCUGCUGCAGCCGUUGACUUUGGCAUUGUCCCCACAGCAACCGCAGCCGCUACAAUUGCAUAGCCAAAUGAUGCAGCAACAACAGCAUCAACAGCAGCACCAGCAACAACACCAACAGCAACAACAGCAACAGCAGCUACAGCUACAGCAGCAGCAACAUCAGCAUCAACAGCAGCAACAUGCACAGGAGCAAUUAAGUUUGCAUCAACACUGGGGACCAUUCAAAGUCUACAGCAAUCCGGACACAUUAAUCUGCGGCAACUGCCGGGAAUGCUUCAACGAGCUGUCUGAGUUAUUGGACCACAAGAAAAGUUACUGCAAACUGAGGUUCACAUGCAAGUGCCAGGAUGUGGCCUUUGCAGCAAAAACGCCGCCAACGAGCGCCAAAUUGCUUUGCGCCGUUUGCAAGGAUGCAUUCGCCAAUCCCUGGGAUUUGAUGGUGCACGCACAGGCCGCACACAUGGUUAACAUUUACGAGCUGGGCGAUGAGGUCGUCGCCAACGGCCAUGGCAACGACAACGGCAACGGCAAUCCCAGCCCCAGCAACAACAACAACAAUGCCAACGAUCCGACUGCAAUUGCAGCCAAUGGACAUGGAAUGGCCACGGCCGUGGCCGUUGCUGCUGCUGCUGUUGCUGAUGAUGAGGCAACAACCAUAACAAAGCACAUGCCAACGUCAGCAACACUUAACAAGGAGCCAAAUAACAAUAACAAAAUUAGCAACAAUAACAACAACAACAACAACAACACCAUCAUCAAUGGCCACAUGUCACCCACAGCCCACGGCAACAACAUUGCCGCCGUUGCAGUUGCAGCAAAUGGCAUUGAUGUUGCUGCUGCCGUCGAAGCUGACGCCGACGUCGACGCAGCUGCCGCUGCGGUCGUCCACGAUGGCCAGGCCAGCAGCGAUACGGAGACAUCGCACUGCAUGGACAUCAAGUUUGGGCUCUGCGCCAGCCCCAAGGAGGAUCCGCAGCGUGACGAUCUGUCGCUGGAUGGACGCCUGUCGAGCAGCUCACAGACCCAUCACUCGGAUGACAUCAAUAUGAAUAUUAAGCUAAUUAACGGUUCGGUGUCCUCGCGCGGCAGCUCGCCCGGCUUGGAGUCGGAUGAGCCGCCGGCAACGCGCGCCUGCAUUGUGCGUACCCUGAGCAUUGAGGCUGCUGGUGCCACGACCACGCCCACUGCGAAUGCCUUGAGCCUGAUGUCGAAUGGCCUCAGUUUGGCACUGGCACCGCAAUAGGCCAACUUAAUAUAUAACAAUCAGGCUGGACUUAAUUAGAAUCAAAAGCGCGUGAAUCAGAAUCCAGAUAUAUUCAGAAUUUAGGUACCAUAAUAUUUUAGAUUUGUGUGCAGAUAAAAAAGGGUAUUUAAAAUACUCGUGUUGCUUUUGGCUUUGUGUAUUGAGAGUGUAGUCGUGAGUGCGGUGCAAGUGCAAUUUAUUCAGUAUUUUUGUACUAGACUUAAACUGAGCAAAAAUUGAAAGAAAAAAGAACAACAUAAACGUAAAUUACAGCAAAACAUAUCAUUUUAAAUGUAGCAACUAGAUAUUACAGUAGCUAUAACAAUUAAAACUAAUUAUAUAAUAUCUAUGUGUGUAUGUACCAAAUACUAUAUAUGCCUGUCUUGUCUUUCUGUUCGUUUUCGAUUUUGUUUUUGAAGCAAAGCAUAGUUUGGGUUUCAAAACUGCAUAUGAGAACAUAUAGGUAAAAAGAAAAAUAUUUAAAAAAUAGCUGGAAAUAGUCCUCGAAAGUGGUUUAAAUACAGUUUUUAGGGCGAGUUAAACGGCAUUAUGUAGGACAAAUGAGCUUUGUAUAUAGUUACAAAUAACAAAUGAAUUAAUUAUUGUUAGCUGACAGAAUGAACCCAAAACUUAUAUUUUAUAUACAUAACAUAAUUUAACGAAUAUUUAAUAUAUAUAUUUAACAAGCCAACAAUAUUAUUAUUCAAAAUACGUACCAUGUGUAUCAAAUGUAGCAUAGUGACAACAGGUGUUUCAAAAACAACAGCAAAAAAAAAAAAAAACUAAACAAACCUUUUGCAAAGUGUCCCCAAGAAAAACCAAAAGGCUUAAAAGUUAUAAUUACAUAAACGGAUUAAUAUUUAAAAUUAAUAUAUAUACUACUUACAUACACAAACAGUAGCUGCUAUGUAAAUAGUUUAGUUAUAUGCCACAAAUUAAAAAAACAAAAACAAAUAAAUAUAUUGUAAACUGUAACAACAUUCAAUUCAGUGUCCUCCAGUUAAACAUGUAAACAGGCAAGAAAAAAAAAGAAAGUGUAUUUAAUAAAUGAAUAUUAUAAAAAGCAACUAUUUGAUUUGCUUGAACUUUGGUUC